Dendronephthya gigantea is the source of this 706-nucleotide messenger RNA. RefSeq lists its product as uncharacterized. Lineage: Eukaryota; Metazoa; Cnidaria; Anthozoa; Malacalcyonacea; Nephtheidae. The coding region runs from base 166 to 477 and encodes 103 amino acids. The transcript is spliced from 3 exons. The record is from RefSeq and is a predicted model, not a curated record.
CGGCCUCGUUUCGGAAUUCUGGAUCCACAGACGGACCCAAUUCACCCCCUUUCGACACAGCCAGGUCGAAAAGGAACGAAGAAAGACGCAACUUUGAGCAGACAAGGGCGUUUAGCAGAUGUGAGGAGAAAAAGAGAGGUUAUACAGACGUUUAAAAGUCCUUCGAUGAAAUCUAAUAUGUCGCUGGAGAUCACUGAGGACAGCGAGGUUGUUAAGCCAUUACCCCCGCCAUUGUCGGACUCCAUGGAAAUCUCAGCCGGUGUGAUUGUUCGAGAAGGCGACAUUGUGCGUAAAGGUCCCAAAACGAUCCCAGCUGGUCGUCAAAAAUCCCCGACAGACAUUCUCAAUCUACAGCCUGUUGGAUCGCUGGCAAAAAGACAGACUAUCUCAGUGUCUGACGUCAUAGGUAACACGUCACCAGUAAUCAGGCAGAUGCGCAUACACGAACCCAUUCCCCCGAUCGCGCACCGCGGGUAAAAACAUGGCGAAUGCUGUGUAUAUAUUGGAUGAUAGAUUUUGUCAUAGAUAAGCCUUGCAUGUGCGCGUUUUUUGAGGAUUUUUCUGUUUGCGGUUUAAUCAAUACGUUGUUAAAGAUCUCAGAUAACUGUUUGGAUGCAUUAAAUUGUAAAUUGAAGUAUAAAAAACAAACAAAAUGGUUCAUAAAUAUGUUAUUAUGACAUUAUGUCUAAAAAACUAAAACGUUGAA